Molecule: messenger RNA, 5946 nt
Organism: Zeugodacus cucurbitae (melon fly)
Lineage: Eukaryota; Metazoa; Arthropoda; Insecta; Diptera; Tephritidae
Gene: Vrp1
Product: WAS/WASL-interacting protein family member 1
Exons: 10
Coding region: 2145-4754 (869 amino acids)
Biological process (GO): actin filament polymerization
Cellular component (GO): actin filament; nucleolus; cytoplasm
Molecular function (GO): actin binding; microtubule binding
Source: RefSeq, a predicted model, not a curated record
CGAGCUGUUACGACAGCUCCAAAAAGAAAGGGAUGUUAGAUAAGUUACUGACAUCCGUAAAAUGUUUAAACUAACAAGUUAGCGCUGCGCCGUCCUCCGAUCAGUCCCUAUUCUAAUGUAACGACGCUAAAGUGUAUUGUUGUUGUUGUUGUUUUAACCUGCCAGCCCUGCUGAAACGGAAAGUAUUAGUCGAGUUGUCGUCGGAGUCAUCUAACGGGAGUCACAAGAAACAUGCUGUUUUGAUAGGAUCGGACCAAAGGGAAAGGGGUGUUAGAUGAGUUGGGUUCGUUGGGCAUGCAAAGAGAUGACUAGUAUCAUGCGGGAACUCAUUGCAUUCAAUACAUAUAUUCUGUAGGUCGGGAUUCAGUCUGGAUAAGUAGGAGUUUAAACUGUUACAGUAUCCAGAACGAAGUUGCGCAAGAGUCACACUGGUUUAACUCGAGCUCAUCGUCUGCUAUGGAUAGCAGUUUGACUCAAAGGAUGCCUCUCCUUGCCAGCUCUUCAGCUUUACGGUUAUCAGCAACCCGCUUGUCAUCCUAGCUGCUCUCUAUACUAGUAUUAUCAAGAAAAAACUCAAUGCCGUUUAUAUUGAGAUUAGGCAUUCCUAAACUAAACGCGAGCCAUGUUCAUAACCAUUUCAUUUCAUUUUUACUUCAAUGACAUGUUGCUAACUCAAAAGUCGCUUGAGGUUGAGAGACAACAGUAUUAAGUUUUUUGCUGUUAAAUCUAAAUUGUUACAAAUUCGCGAGUUGAUUCAUCAAUUAACCCAUCCUCUCGCAGUUUUUUUCUGUCUGGCUUUUAUUAUCGCUUGCGGUUUUUUUUGCACGCUGUGCCUCACAACUUUAACUGAUUUCAAUCUGUCGCUACAUAAACACAGCUUAUCAAACAACGAGUUUGUACAUAAAUAUGUAUGUAUGUACGUGUGUAUGCAGCGCGUAAGCUCUUUGCACAAUUAGCAAUAGUGUCGCUGACGUCAUAUUUCUACAAGUCUCACACUCAGCCAGUGGAGGUAAACACGGCGUAUCAAUGUGGGCACGCGCCGCCUGCAGGAACAGUACUACAUAUCGGCACAAUUAACAGAGAAUAUGCUUUACACAUAUAAGUUGUAAGUCGCUUAGUCAUUUUACUCGCGAUCGUUUAAACGCGCUGAGACAUAGCUUGAGUGAACGUUUGUAUUUUUCCCAAGUGCACCAUAAUCUUUACUUGCUCCCGCAGCGUCAUCACCUCAGUUACCCCGCUUACUCAGUGUAUACCAUAUUGGUUGGUGGCUUACUAGUGGCUAGAGCGCGCGCUCGGUUUUUUAGCUUCUUCGUCAUCACGUUGACGCGCUGUUGGUGAUGGCGUUGAUGAUACCUACAGCUUAUUGUGUGCGUUUAGCUAAGUAGUAGUAGUACUUGUAGCGCAGUCGUCAGUUUGUUGUGUUGUACCGCUUUUCGAAACAUAUGCGGCACUGCGUUUUGCCAUUUGUACGUUGAACGCGAGCGUUGGUUGUGUGCAUGCGCGUGCGUGUGGUGUGCUAAAACUUUUCAAUUUACUAGCGCUAAUUGAGUGCGCUAGCAAAUUUGUGUGGCAAACAAAUGGAAACGAGUAAUUGUGCUGGCAGUGUUUUUGAUUAAGACGAGCCAAUAAAGUGAAAAUUUAUUGUAGAAAAAAAAAAACAAAUCGCUAAAAAAAUAAAUAAAAAAUAAAAAAAAAAAAUAAACAAAACAGAUUUGCCAAAAAACAUUUGGCAAUUAAGUAGCUGUGUUUCAUAGCCUUGCGUGUGCUGUGUUUUCGCGCUGACAGUGAAAAGUUUGCACAAAAAAAAAUAAAUCAAAAUAAUUUAAAACAUUUUGCACAUUCCGCUUGUUUUUAAGCUCUUUCUUUUCGGAUAAAAUCAGUCCAGCAGCAUGCGCUUAUAGCUGCUGACUCACCUGUGAUUGUGUGUUCGUGAGAUAAGUCUAUUUGUUUAUACGUUUCUACGCUCGUAUAUAAACAAAAUCUUUAGUUUUGUAGCAACUAAAAAGCAAACUAGUUACUGAGAACACAUUUAGCUUGCACUAUUAGUCAUUUUCAAUACGCAAACAAAUCAAUAUACAAUAAAUAUAAAAACAAUUAAAAUAUAAACAAACUGCAACUGUCAACAAACGUCCAACAACAACAAGAUGGCUAUACCACCACCACCGGGUCCACCGCCGCCACCAGGGCCACCACCACCUCCGGCUAUGGGAGGUCUCAAGUUGGGUGGUGCCGGCGGCGCAGAUAUGCGUUCAGCACUCCUAUCAUCCAUACAAAAGGGCACUAAACUGAAAAAGACUACAACUGUUGAUAAAAGCGGACCAGCCCUAGCAGGAAAGAUUUGCGAUUCAACGUCAUCCGCAACGAGUUCACCGAAACGAAUACACAACAAUAAUAACAACAACAAUAUCAGUAAUAGCAAUAACAAUAAUAUAGGCAAUGGCGGACCAAAAUUGGGUGGCCUAUUCGAAGGGCUAACCUCAAUGCCCAAAUUGAAGCCAGUCAAUGGCAGUAGUCGUGCCCAAGCACCGGCCAUCCCUAGUACGGCUAGCAACAACGACUCGUCCGUAGCGAGUAGACGCAACGACACAUCGCCACCUGCUAACAGCGGCAAUAAUGGCAGCAGUAAUGGUCCAUUGGAUUUCAAUGCCGAACUGACAAAGCAUUUGACACUGAAGCGGCAGAAGCAGCAACAGCUGCAACAGCCAGUCAAUGCGACCGAGGCGAAUUUACGCACAAAUCGUGGACCACCACCGCAGCCGCCAUCGACGCCACCGAAAAAUCUCUCAACGAGCGCCUCCGACUCGGUGUUGGAGAAGACGAGAAGUAUCAACGCAACGUCGGCUGGUAUACGCGCCAGUCCGUUGGCGGCAAAUCACAACAAUGGCAAAGCAUCAUCGCCUACGCUAUCGGAGAGCAGCAAUGGCAGCAACAAAAUCGCUGGUGGUGGUGGCAGCAGCAGCAAUAGCAUCAAAAGUAAAGCGGCUAGCUUGAAUUUAACAUUAGGCAAAACAAAUUCAAAUGUUGUAAAUAAUAAAAGUAGUAUGUUUAAUACAAACUCUUCUUCAACCACAACAACAACAACAACGACCUCGUACAAUUAUAAUUCAACCAAUCACACAACUACCACAACAACAACAACAAACAAUUCCAACUACAAAAGCAGCCUGAACAGUACACUGUCCAAAGCAACACUAUUCCAACAACAGCAAACAUCACCAGCACCCAGCCGUGGCACUAUCCUACCGAACAAGUCAUCAUUAUUCGGCACGAAUGGCCUAAGUAGUGCUGCUGGUCCCUCCGUAACGGGUAGUAGCAAUUCGCUCGCCACCCCCUUCGUAGCUGCAGCGACGACGCCGGCUAAUAAGUCUCCGACGCCAAGUUUGAAACCGGUGCCGAAUCAUGGCAAACCGAAUUUUGCGCCAAAACCGCCAGGAUUACAGCAAUUGGCGUUGGCGAGCAGUCAACGCACGACCGUGUCGCGCCAUCAUAGCAUGAAGUCACCAAGAUCACCGCCAAUUGCAGCGCCAGGUGCGCCCAUAUUCCCCACGCAGCAACACUUCGGCACAAUGCGCACACCACUCGCACAACUGUGUCAGUCGCAAGAAGCAAUCAACAGCAGCGGCAUGCGUCCAGCGCCAAAUCCACCAAUUGGUAAGCGUACAUGUCGUCCCACAGUGGCACCACCGAAACCGCCAUCAGUCAAACCACCGCCACCGCCGACACCAGCGCGCAGUGUCUCCAAUUCCAAUUUGAAUAGUAUUGUGGCAGGACAAAGCGGCGCUGCCAAUGGCAAUGCGGCCAUACCAUAUAGCGCUGUGAACUCCACACUGGUCUCUUCCGUCAACAGCAACAGCAACAAUUACUCAUCGUCAACCACAACGCAACCACCUUCCACAUCUUCUUCCUCCAGCAGUGUAUCGGCGUUGCGUGAUCAAUUUCGUAGCACAACAAAUGGCACACCACCGCCACCACUGCCGCCAACAGCAAGCGCUGUGAAGUCGUCCAGCAGCGGCAGCAUGCAAGGCAGUCCCGGUAGUCCCGGCAGCAGGCAUACGUCGAGUCGAGAAAAGCCUAUAAAACCGAUUAUAUUGAAUGGUGGUCCAUUGAAUGCGCCACCGCUGCCACCGCAUCGAACAGUACAAGCGCCACCGCCGCCGCUACGGCAAACGAGCAAUACUGGCAACAGCGUGGCACCUGUGCCGCCGCAACGACACUCUUCCAUACGCGCCAACGCACCUUUAACACCGCCAACAGCCAACAACAACAAUAUGCCGAUGUUUGGCAACAAUGCUGCUGGUCAACUGGCGCACGCCAAUUCAGUCAGCCGUUUGAUCACCGAUUUGGAAUCCCGAUUUGUCUUCCACAAUGUGACCGAAUUCCCGAAACCGCCACCGUUUCUAAAUAUUCCCAAAAUCUAUACGGCCAAAGCGAAUGCGCCACUUCCAGGAAAUAAUGUUAACAACAACAACAACACCGAUGGCGCGACCAAUAACACAGCAGCAACGUCAACAACAACAACAACAACCACAGAUACAACACCACCAACGCUAGCAAGCGGCCUAACACGCAAACAGCCCGUACAACCGUUAUUUCCGUUGGGUGUGAAGAAGCAUCGCGCACCCGCACCACCGCCACAAGCCGGUGUAGCCGCCGCAACGGUAUCUGUGAUAAGACAAUCGAGCUUCCUUUAUGGCAGCGCCGGUGUGGGGGGUGCAGUAGCACAACAACAGCAACAACAAACACAGCAAUGGUAAAUAUGCGUGAAGUAAAGUGGGGAAGUAAUCGAAACAUAUUUUUAGUGAGAUAAUUAAAAAUAGACAUAAUUGAAUAAAUCAAUAUUUCGUAUUUAAUAUAUAAUAUAAUAAAUGUUAUAUUUAAAUAUUGUAUGAAUGUAUUUGUAGUUGAACAUGCAUACAAAUAUGUGAAUUUCUUAAAAGCAAUUUAGAGGGUAUUAUCACAUCACAUGGUGGCACAAUUGUCUCUUAUUGAAGCAAAUUGUUGUAAGUUUUUAAAUAAAAAUUUUGAAAAAUUUAAAAAAUUUAAUAUAAAAAUUUAAAAUAUUCCAUACACUUUAAAAUAAUAAGCAAGCGCUAAAAAAGAUCGAAUCUGUUCUUUUUGUUUGCCCUCAAAUGUGGUUAUCGCCGCCACAUAUACAAUAUUUAUACUAACUAUAAAAAAACUAUCAUAUUCCAAUACAUAAUAAAGACUUUCUUUUACACAUAAUGCCUUCAUAUUUGUAUUGAAAUGUAUAUUGUAUAAAUUAAAUAAACUACAACUAACGACUUAGAAAAUUAUAACUAAAUUGAAUUAUUAAAUUAAAUUAAAUUAAAAAUUGGUAGACGAUUUGUUAAAAAAUAUGAAAAUUAAAAUUUAGAAUUUACCCACAGCAUUUAACAAGUAAUUUAAUAAAAAUAAAAAUAUUUGUAAAUAAGAAACAGUCAUUAGCGUUGUUUAAACAAAAAUUAAAUAAAAAAUAAUAACAUUACAUGGAAAAACAUUAAAUCAACAUUAAAGCAAUUCAAAUAAUAUAGCGCAUAUUUCACAACAAAUAACGAACGCACCAACUGAUAUUACCGGUAUUUUUGAAAAUAGACUGCAAGGCACUUGUUGGUGUUGAAAUUAUCUAAGUAUUAAUAGUUACAUACAAUUAUUACAUAACUAUUGAGGCAAUUAAUAUACAUACCACACAUGCGUGUAUAUAAAUAUACGAGUAUGAUAUAUUUCAAGUGUUUAUAAAGCAUUUAGAAAUGUUAUCGAAAGCAUUUGACUGUUCGAACUACAAAAUAUCACAAAUUAUAGAGAAUAUAUACAUAUGUAAGUAUAUAUGUAUUUAAUUUUAAUGUUAGCGCGUACGUUCUUUGACUUGGGUGAUUUCAUACUGUUGUGUUGUACUGUUAACAAAUUUCUAUAUCACGAUUAAAAAAAUAGUAUAAUAAAGCAAAUAAA